Molecule: messenger RNA, 568 nt
Organism: Ochotona princeps (American pika)
Lineage: Eukaryota; Metazoa; Chordata; Mammalia; Lagomorpha; Ochotonidae
Gene: RPL36A
Product: ribosomal protein L36a
Exons: 5
Coding region: 126-446 (106 amino acids)
Biological process (GO): translation
Cellular component (GO): ribosome; cytosolic large ribosomal subunit
Molecular function (GO): structural constituent of ribosome
Source: RefSeq, a predicted model, not a curated record
CAUUCAAUCGUAGACUCUAUGGUCGCUCCCGUAGAGUCCCAUGAGGAAGUGCGACUGGGAACCUCCUAUAUACUUCCGCUUCAGGCCCGCCUGCUUUCUUUUCGUGCCGGUAUCGUUCCGCAAACAUGGUGAACGUUCCUAAAACGCGCCGGACCUUCUGCAAAAAGUGUGGCAAGCACCAGCCCCACAAAGUAACACAGUAUAAGAAGGGCAAAGACUCCCUCUAUGCCCAGGGAAAACGGCGUUAUGAUAGGAAGCAGAGUGGCUAUGGUGGGCAGACUAAGCCUAUUUUCCGGAAAAAGGCUAAAACUACAAAGAAGAUUGUGCUGAGGCUUGAGUGUGUAGAGCCCAACUGCAGAUCCAAGAGAAUGCUGGCUAUUAAGAGAUGUAAACAUUUUGAACUGGGAGGAGAUAAGAAGAGAAAGGGCCAAGUGAUCCAGUUCUGAUCUUCAUUCUCAGUUUUGUUAUGAAUUGAAUAAAGUCUUUAGAUUAUUGUUCACUUAAUUUGUUUUUUGGGGGGAGGAAAUAACCUGGAGCCAUCAAUAAAAUUCCUCUUGGACAUUUGUAA